GGGAACUAAUUGGCCGCAGCAGCGACGAGGCGCAUUAAAGACGCUGCGGAGCUGUGGGAGCUGCGGGACCUGCGGCCACAAGCGACCAACAGCAACUUUGAAUCAAAAAAAGAGGAAAAGUGAAACUUGGCCUAAAUAGUACAGGCCUGGAUCUGAACUUUUUCUUCCACUCAUCCUGCCAGUUUUGAGCCUUGUUGGAACCUUCUCUAGCAAGAGCAAGUCAAACUUAAAGUUACCUCGUAUUGGAGCCUUGAUUUGAACACUAGCUUAUAUAUAUCUGGAGGUGCCGUUUACAACAAAGGUUUACUGGAUUCUUCUGCGUGACAGAAUGGCGAAGAAAAACAGCCAAAAGGAUACGUCUGGUGUGGUGUUUGACACUCGCUCAAAAAUGGUCAUGUCUCAAGGAGGAACUGCUGAAAGGAUGAAAGAGAAGAUCAGCGCCGUCAGGGCAGUCGUCCCUAACAAAAGCAACAACGAGAUAGUGUUGGUCUUGCAGCAUUUUGAGAACUGCGUUGACAAGGCUGUGCAGGCUUUUUUGGAAGGAAGUGCUGUUGAGAUCCUGAAAGAGUGGAAUGUCACUGGCAAAAAGAAGCCAAAGAAGAAAAAGAAGCCCAAGCCUCAGCCGGAGGCGACGGCAGAGCCGGCUCCGCCUGAGGCCCCGCUGUGCGAGGAGGGGAAGGACGAGGUGAACGGCUUUCACGCCAACGGCUCGGUCGUGGACGGAGACUCGCUGGACUCGCUGAGUGAACAGUUGGACUCCGCCUCCCUGGACGCAGCUGAGCUGGACUCAGAACCUGCCACAUCCGAGCCCGCCGUUGCUGAAGCUGAAAGUCAAAGCAGCGCUCCGAGUCCCGCCUGUCAGCAGGGAGGCAGGAAUCACCAGGGUCCUCGAGGAAACAAGCCCCGACAGAGACCCGGCUCAAACUCGCAUCCCCCCACCUCCUCAUUAGCCCCCACCACAGCGGAGCAAGGAUCCGCAGGAGUUAAGAAAAUGGCUCCCAACAUCGACCGGUCUGUGAAGGACCUGCAGAGAUGCACGGCCUCCCUGACGCGCUACAGGAUGGUGGUCAAGGAGGAGAUGGACUCUUCCAUCAAGAAGAUGAAGCAGACGUUUGCUGAGCUGCAAAGCUGUUUAAUGGACAGGGAGGUGACACUUCUGGGAGAGAUGGACAAAGUGAAAGCUGAGUCCAUGCUGAUUUUAGACGCUCGGCAGAAGAAGGCAGAGGAGCUGAGGCGGCUGACGGACCGGUCCGGCUCCAUGUCCGAGGAGCAGCUGGCCGAGCUACGUGCAGACAUCAAGCAUUUUGUCAGUGAGCGUAAAUACGACGAAGACCUCGGGAAGGCUGUCAAAUUUACAUUUGAUAUUGAUCCGCUGAAGACGAGCAUCUCUGGGUUUGGAUCAGUGUACCACCCCCACACGGGCUACUCUAACCGGUCCCGCUGCAGCUCCACAUCCUCGUCUGCUGCCAGCCCCAACCUGCUGGAGACUCCUCCGCCCCCCCAGACCCAAAGACCCCCCUCUGAAUCCCGCCCACCCCCCGCCAAACAGAUUUUCCAGGGAAACAGGCGCACCUUCCAGGGACAGGGUUACCACCCCGGCGGUCAGCGGCACAACGGCUCCUACAACGAGAGGAACUCUGGGCGCGGAAACCACCGGUACCAGGGUGACGGGGGCUCCUCCGGCCCGGCGUCGCAGCACCCCAACAGCUCCAGAGGCCCCUCCCACUCCUCCAGCACGUCCCACCACCCAGACCGGCCCGCCGUCAACGGCCUGCCCCAGAGGCUUCCACGAACACACUGCCCCUGACGCUGGAAACUCCCGCUCAGUCCACCCCAUCCACUAACCCCCUUCUCUCCCCCCCCAAUCCUCCAACUCCAUCAUUGAAGCAUAGAAAACAAGUUUACAUGUUUCAGUCAGUUGAGCUGUAGUGCCGCGCCUCUACAUGAGUCCAUUCAUCCUUCAAACUUGAAAAGCUCUCACUGUUCUGUAAUCACUCUUCCUCUUCCCGUUCUCUCCUCCCGAUCAUGGUAAUAGUUUCUCCUUACCCCCCCCCCCCUCUCCCCUCCACUGAUCUGCUAACGUCAGUCUCUUGUUGUAAAUUUAGCCCUUUCUGCAAGACGCUGACACGAUUACCUUCAACAAUCUGUGCACUAUCAAAGUCACCCUUGGUACUGUUCUGCUGUGGCGCUGUCGGCUAUCUGAUAUGAUAUGAAGGUCAGAUGUUUUGUUUUUUUUUUCCUCGUCUCCAAGAACCAUUUCAGUAGUUUCCCAGUGGAAAACACGUCUUAGUGCUGACAGGGAUUUCUGUCUGCGAUAAUCAUGCAAUCAACACUACAGAACAGAUUGUUAAUCUUUGCCGGAUGAAAGUGAGACAUAUCAAACUGUAAUUCACAGCUUUCUCUUUUCUUUUUUGUCCUAUUCCCCCCCCCAAAUGGCUGCUACAAACUUUAGGAAACAUAUUGAAGUUGGAACUUAGACACGCUGAGCCACAGAAGUUGCCUCUUGAAGGAGUAAUUUAUCAUUUGUAAAUACCCUUAAUCUUGCUCUCCUUUCUUUCGAGGAGUUACACGAUUUACAUUUACACACAACUCUCGUCUGUACACCAAAUAUGAAGCUGGAUCCAGCAGCUAGCCGACUAGCUUAGCUCGGCACCGUGAGGGGGAACUGGCCCAGACGGCUUUUAUUCAGCCCUCCCAAAUGUUAACGGGCUGCCUUUUUAGAGCUUACUAACGCUCGGUGGAGUUUAAGCAUGAUAUCGAUCAAGAACAGGCUGUUAACUGCAUUUCCAGUCCAUCCGCUUCUACCUGUAGCUUCAUAUUUAUAGAAAACAAGUGUGCUUUCUCCAGGCUGCAUAGAAGCAGGUUAAGAUCCAAAAAGAUCUCACCUUCCUGAGUAGUCUUGUCUCCAGCUCCGACUGAUGAGGGGAGAACCGUGCGCUGUCGUCCAUCGCUUACUUUAGCUUACUGUCCUUUUUUUUUUCUUUUUAAUCUAACAGAGGGCUCAUCUACUUUUCUAAAAUAAUGUAGAAACUCAAAAGAAAGAAGCUCCGAUCAUGUGCACGCUUCAUGAUUCUGAACAUUUAUUCCGAUGGAUGUUCUUCCACAUGUGCAGUUUGUUCCUCGUUAUAUGCACACAGAUGGCAGAAUAAUGUCGUGCUUGCCUUUAGUCACAGACUUCACAUUUGCCUUUCUAUAAACAUGGAUGUCUGCAUUGAUGACUGCUUUGUAAGUGGAUGGUACUGCAGAGCAGAUGUGGGAUUUAUAACUGUGAGAAUACAGUGCAACCCCCCCCUCCCCCCCGCCCCCCCUCUUGUGUCAAUGAGUGGAAGUAAAUUUGAUCCAAUUGAUGAAUGCAUCAAAGAGCCGUUGCUCUCACAGAUCUGUAACCUGUUGCUGCCAAGUGGCGGCUUCAAAGCUCAGUUCUGGGUUCAGUUUGAGAACAAAGUGCUGGUGAAUACCUCAGAGCUGAUCCUAAGACACCACCCAUUUCCAUCUGUUUUUCUCGCGCUGGGCUGUUAAGGGACCGGGGACCCCUGGUGAUUUCUCAUCUUACUCUCCUCUUGGAGUCCUGUACAUAGACCGAGUUGUAAAGCUGUAGUGGGAAACCAGUUGUUUCAUUAUUGCUGCAUUAUGCGUCUUCAUGAUGUGUUGUCUUCCUUCUAGCUGACUAUUUGGAGAACAAAAAAAUCACAUUUUGAAGUGUUCUCCUUCCCCAGUUUUCACUUUUUUCCUUUUUUUGUUUUCUUCCCCUCUUGUUUGUCAUAAGAUUGACUCGAGUAGUUGGUUAAUAUUGUGGAGAAAAUAGUGCAGACUUGUUAACAGCCUCUGCUAAAUAAUUGCUGAUUAGGUUUGACUGUGAAAGGAUGGUUUAAGAGUUUUGGGGAAUAUGCUUGUUAGCUUUCUUAAAUGUCAAAGCGAGCAAGACUUCUGUGAGCAGCCAGUUUGGUUGUUUUAACAUGGAUGGAAGGCAGAACCCUCUAAAAUAAUCCUCCUGCCAGCACCGCUAGGUGCUCUUAAUUCACCUCUACAGAGAGCUCUGCCACACGGUGGCUGCAAGUGUCUUUCUGGCAGAGAGUAGUCCACACAUACACUCGUUAACCUUCUGGUUUUUGCAUGAAACGCAGCUUCCAGCAGGACGACAAGGCCCAGAGCUGCUGGCAGGUGGACUUUGACAGGCAGAGCUGCACUCACUCGGGGCCCAGACCCAACCAGGAUAUCAGUCAUCCCAUCAGCACACGGGGGCUUGAUAAGGCAGUGACGGCGUGUGUUUCACAAGAGGUUUCCUCCAAGUGUCCACAGGUGGCUGGUUAUGUAACACACUGGUCUGUAGACAGAAGUGAUUCGAUACAGCUUUCAGUCCCGGUCCUCCUGUGGGCUGCAGGAAAAGAUUGAAACUCUGCUGUCAUUCCAACACAUUACUGCUAGAGCUGAUUUAGUUGGUAAUUUAACCUGCGGCGUCGGUCUCUCUUUACAACUCUCUCCUACUUUCAUUAAACACAUUCCAAACGUUUGGGAUAUUCGGUUAAGGCCAAAGACAUGAUCUCAUCCAGUUUGAAGUGAAUGCCUUUUGUUUCCGACUUCAGCCUGUACAAAAUUUUCCGAAGAGGAUGAAUCCAGCGUUCCUCCUCGUCUCCACCCUACUUUAAUUCCUGUUUCUUACUGUACAUACUUAUGUAGCUAUAUAAUUUAGUGCUCACAUGGGGCAUUUUGUAUGUGAUAUUCAUAUAACGCAUAACUAAAGUUAAAGCAUCUAGUUAGUUCAUUCAUCCAGUCGGACUUUUUUUUUUUUUUUUUUUUUUUUUUCUUCUCAAAACCUUUCUGAGACAACUGUAAACUCAAGUGCCUUUUCUGGUCUCCCACUGACUCCCCAACGCCCCCCCCACCAGAGUAUGGACCAAAGACAUCCACUGUCCCUGAUUGCCCAGUCCUCUCUUUCUCCCUUUCACUGAAUGGCACACUUUUCAUUUACUACAAAUAAACAGUUUGCAAUACCAA
Messenger RNA from Cololabis saira (Pacific saury), 4995 nucleotides. RefSeq names its product spermatogenesis associated serine rich 2 (gene spats2). Gene Ontology annotation, cellular component: cytoplasm. The record is from RefSeq and is a predicted model, not a curated record. Bases 329 to 1807 code for a protein of 492 amino acids. Gene Ontology annotation, molecular function: protein binding. NCBI's taxonomy places the organism in Eukaryota, Metazoa, Chordata, Actinopteri, Beloniformes, Belonidae. The transcript has 13 exons.